Molecule: messenger RNA, 1438 nt
Organism: Equus caballus (horse)
Lineage: Eukaryota; Metazoa; Chordata; Mammalia; Perissodactyla; Equidae
Gene: GFUS
Product: GDP-L-fucose synthase
Biological process (GO): nucleotide-sugar biosynthetic process
Molecular function (GO): GDP-L-fucose synthase activity
Source: RefSeq, a predicted model, not a curated record
ACUGCCCAGCAGUGCCCGGGAAGCCUCGCGAGGACUCCAUUUCCCAGAGUGCUGCGGGAGGGGCCGCCCCCUCUACCUGGCCCCAAGCGUGGCUGGAGGCUCCGCCAGUGCCGGAAGUGGCUCUCCGGACCUCGGGCAGGUGCAGCCAACAUGGGUGAGCCCCAGGGGUCCAUGCGGAUCUUAGUGACAGGGAGCUCUGGGCUGGUGGGCAGAGCCAUCCAGAAGGUGGUAGCAGAUGGGGCCAGGCUGCCUGGAGAGGACUGGGUGUUCGUCUCCUCCAAGGACGCUGAUCUCACGGAUGCUGCACAGACCCGAGCCCUAUUUGAAAAAGUCCGGCCCACGCAUGUCAUCCAUCUUGCUGCAAUGGUGGGGGGCCUGUUCCGGAAUAUCAAAUACAAUUUAGACUUCUGGAGGAAAAACGUGCACAUCAACGACAACGUCCUGCACUCGGCUUUUGAGGUGGGCGCGCGAAAGGUGGUCUCCUGCCUGUCCACCUGCAUCUUCCCUGACAAGACCACCUAUCCUAUCGACGAGACUAUGAUCCACAAUGGGCCUCCGCACAGCAGCAAUUUUGGCUACUCCUAUGCCAAGAGGAUGAUCGACGUGCAGAACAGGGCCUACUUCCAGCAGCAUGGCUGCACCUUCACUGCUGUCAUCCCCACCAACGUCUUUGGGCCCCAUGACAACUUCAACAUCGAGGACGGCCACGUGCUGCCCGGCCUCAUCCACAAGGUGCACCUGGCCAAGAGCAGUGGCUCAGCCCUGACGGUGUGGGGUACGGGGAAGCCGCGGAGACAGUUCAUCUACUCACUGGACCUGGCCCGGCUCUUCAUCUGGGUCCUUCGAGAGUACAAUGAGGUGGAACCCAUCAUCCUCUCAGUGGGCGAGGAGGAUGAGGUCUCCAUCCAGGAGGCAGCCGAGGCUGUGGUGGAGGCCAUGGACUUCCAUGGUGACGUCACUUUUGAUACAACCAAGUCAGACGGGCAGUUUAAGAAGACAGCCAGUAAUGGCAAGCUGCGGGCCUACCUGCCUGACUUCCGGUUCACACCCUUCAAGCAGGCUGUGAAGGAGACCUGUGCCUGGUUCACCGACAACUACGAGCAGGCCCGGAAAUGAAGCACAGUGGCGGGAGCAGCGCCGGCUUACCCCCCAAGGCCCCAGGGGCCCCUCAGCUAGCAGAGCCCAGUAGCAACUAUGCUCAGACCCUGCCAGAGUCGAGGGCGCUGCCCAGCAGCCUGGCCCACGUUCCACCCCCUCUACCAGGGUGGCUCCAGGCAGCUGUCCAGCAGGGCCACCAGUCAUGUCUGUCCUCAGGGAAACCAAGGCCUGACCAGGCCAGACACCUCAUUACCCAGUGCCAGUCCCUGGGUCCUGAUGUGUCCCCUUCUGAUCCCGCUCUCCUACUCCUUGGGAGCCAAUAAAGUGCAUUUUCACAGGC